AUGGUCGGUUUCUAUUGCACUCGGUACGUGCGGGCGAUGACGAACGACUGUUUCAGCUGUGCACUAACCACAGACUGUUUUGAUGCAUUCCUGUACUUCGGAGUAACAAAUCGUCUAGCUACAGAUCUGGUUUCUGCAUAUGGCGCUAGCAUCCUUUCCCUCGUUGACGUGGACUCCAUAGCUAAUGUGCUCCAAAGAGGCCGACGCGCCAAGUCAUCACGGACCAAGAACUUGGCUGUUUGGGCGACCAAAGAGAUACGUAAACUCAAGAAUGUUGCGCACAAUGUUGAUUUAGCAGCAGUUUCCGGGUCCUCUGUAACACCGUCUGGCUGUUCAACUGCGCAGGCGUCUUAG
Molecule: messenger RNA, 354 nt
Organism: Opisthorchis viverrini
Lineage: Eukaryota; Metazoa; Platyhelminthes; Trematoda; Opisthorchiida; Opisthorchiidae
Exons: 2
Coding region: 1-354 (117 amino acids)
Source: RefSeq, a predicted model, not a curated record